This is a messenger RNA of Myripristis murdjan (pinecone soldierfish), 3757 nucleotides long. It is a transcript of the gene tkfc, whose product is annotated as triokinase/FMN cyclase. Gene Ontology annotation, cellular component: cytosol. The transcript has 17 exons. The record is from RefSeq and is a predicted model, not a curated record. Gene Ontology annotation, biological process: glycerol catabolic process. Lineage: Eukaryota; Metazoa; Chordata; Actinopteri; Holocentriformes; Holocentridae. The coding region runs from base 319 to 1998 and encodes 559 amino acids. Gene Ontology annotation, molecular function: ATP binding; glycerone kinase activity.
GGCAAGAGCAAGAACUGAUGCUAACCCCCUACAGUGCCAGGCUAACUAUCAUUAGCAAUGGUGACCAAAUCUCUACCAGGAACACUCACUGGACUUGUGUGUGUGACCAAACCUAAUAUAUAAAAGCCAGCUGUCAAACAGAGAGGCGUUUAGCCACCAGAGACAACCUCGACUCUCCGUGUUCAGCUCCGACUCCAGUGACCAGAAUGACAAUUAGCUCUCUAAGCUAACGCUGGCUAAAGUCACCAAAAUACAGCUGGGACCCAGAGGAAGCUGCUGAACUCGGCGGAGCGCUGCGUGGACGAGGCGUUGAGCGGUAUGGUCCGGGCCAGCGCGGGUCUGUCUCUGCUGAAGGGCCACAGGGUGCUGCUCCGCUCCGACCUGCACAGCCUGCAGGGUCGAGUGGCCCUGCUGUCGGGAGGGGGGUCGGGCCACGAGCCGGCGCACGCAGGUUAUAUCGGCAGUGGGAUGUUAUCAGCAGCAGUAGCAGGUGGAGUUUUCGCCUCUCCUCCUCCUGCCAGCAUCCUGGCUGCAAUUCUGUGUCUGCACAACGCAGGAGCUUCCGGGGUCCUUCUCAUCGUGAAGAACUACACCGGUGACCGCCUGAACUUUGGAUUGGCUGCCGAACAGGCCCGUAACCACGGCGUCGCUGUCGACAUGGUGAUAGUUGCCGAUGACUGCGCCUUCAACCAGCCCAGUAAGGCCGGGAGGAGGGGCUUGUGUGGCACCGUCUUCGCACACAAGCUGGCAGGCGCUCUAGCAGAAGAAGGAUGCUCAUUGGACCAGAUUGUCACCAAAAUGACGGAGGUGCUGAAGGGCAUUGGCACUCUUGGUGUGAGUCUGUCUCCGUGCAGCGUUCCAGGUUGUCUGCCCUCGUUUGAGCUGCCACCAGGAGACAUGGAGCUGGGACUGGGCAUCCACGGAGAACCUGGCAUCAAAAGGUCAAAGCUGGCAUCUGCGGAUGAAGUGGUGAAAACCAUGAUAGAUCACAUGACCAAUCCCGACAGCCAAUCGCAUCUGCCUCUGAAAUCAGGAGACAACGUGGUUGUGUGUGUGAACAACCUGGGAGCUCUGUCUUGUCUGGAGAUGGCUGUGGUCACCAGAGCUGCCAUCAACUGUCUGGAGGUUCGUGGAGUGGUGGUUGCCAGGGUGAUGUCGGGGUCGUUCAUGACGUCACUGGAGAUGGCGGGAGUGUCGCUGACUCUGAUGAAGGCCGACCAGGACGUGUUGAGGCUGUUCGAUGCUAAGACCAGCGCCCCCGCCUGGCCUAACCUCAGCAGUGUGUGUGUGAGUGGACGCGACUACACCACCGACCCUCCAGCCAUGGGCACCCGGCCGCAGGACGACACACACUCUGAAGGUCCUCUGAGCCCCGUGAUGCGGAAAGCCUUGGAGAACGUCUGCUCCACCCUGUUACAACAGCAGGAGGAACUGAACUCUCUGGACCGUGCUGCCGGGGACGGAGACUGCGGGAACACCCAUGCCCAGGCUGCUAAAGCCAUUCAGGAGUGGCUCCAGAGUCAUGUGGUCCCUGGUUGCCCGGGGCAACUGUUGUCAGUCCUGGCUGGACUGGUGCAGGAGAAAAUGGGCGGGUCCUCAGGAGCGUUGUACAGCCUCUUCCUGACGGCAGCGGCUGGUCAUGUGACUGAGGGGCAGAGCAACGCCACAGCCUGGGCCAGAGCAUUGCAUGCUGGGACACAGGCCAUGAGGAGAUAUGGUGGAGCCGACCCCGGAGACAGAACGAUGCUGGAUGCUCUGUGCCCUGCGGUGGAUGAGCUGAUGAAGCUCACCACAUCGCCCCCUGGUGGAGAGAUGGCUGUACUGCAGGCUGCCGUGCAGAAAGCGGCCUCGGGGGCGGAGUCGACCCGUGACCUCAUAGCGAGGGCGGGGCGGGCCAGCUACAUCGCAGCGGAGCGGGUGACCCUGCCUGACCCGGGCGCUGUGGCAGUGGCCGCCAUCUUUAGAGCCGUGCUGCAGGCACUGGAGGGGCGGCAGUAACCCGGCAGCCGGGACCCGACCAGAUACCAGAGGCACGGCAUUACUAACAUGUGUCAAACUUUGUAACCCUAAAAAGUGUGUUUCCCUCGGCGGUGUGUCCCUGUUUUGUCCUCAGUGUGUGUGUGAGGUGUUUUUCCACUGCACACAAGACAUCAAGGUAAAGACACACCACCUGGGAAACAAAUAUUUGCACAACUUUGGCAUAAAAUGAGCCUCACCUCUUCGCACAAAUACUGCUGUCAACUACAGAGGGUGUUUAAGGAUAAAUCCAGCCUAAAACACACUGUUUAAAUUGGAUUAGAGAUUUACACUGUGUCUCUGGGGUGUUUUUGAUGCUUUAGGGUGCAAUUUUUCUCCUGUUCAUUAUUUUUUUUUCUUGUUAAACCCCAGUUUAGCUGUGCCAAGAAAAUCUCUAAAUUAUAUAACUGGAUUCAGGAAAAAAAAAACAUCUACCAACAAAAUUACACCAGAAACACGAUGUAAAUUAUUAAUCUCUGUUAAUGUCUAGGUUGGAAUUCCCCUUUUACGUCAAUUAAGAAAAUUAUUAACUGUGGUACUUCCACUGGCUGCUGGGAAAUAAUCUGAGGGCUACCUGUAUCCGAUCCAAAAAUGGAUCCUGGAUUAGCUGCAACCACACACACAACCUUUGAAAUUUUUCAUAAAGGUGACAUUUUGUAAUUGUACAGGUUAUGGGAAGGUGGAAUUAAUGCGCACACACACACACACACACACACAUGAACACCCUACAUAUGUCUCUCAGAUGUCUUGAAAUCUGAUAGCAAAUGGAUUUAAAGCUGCACUAAGAAAGAUAAAAAUACACCCACUAAUGCUACUAUGCAAGACUGUCUCAUGCAGCUUUAAAGGUGCAAUAUGCAAAAUUGCCGAGGGUUGAUUUAAGUGAGAACUUUUAUUCAAGCUGAUGAUGAAAGCAAUGUAGACUCAGCCAUCAACUUACACCCUUAUUCUGUGUUUUUUUUUUUUUUGUUUGUUUUUUUGUCAGUUUAGUCUAAAUGUUCUCAUUCAGAUAAACCCCCUGCAGUUUUGCAAAGUGCACCUUUAAUUUAGCUCGUCAGCUGUGUGAUCUCAUAAGCAAAUCACGUUGUUUACCUCAUGUAUCGCUGAAACGCCUCUUCCUGGUCGAUGUGUUUCAAAGAGUUUCCUCUUGCUGCUGUUUGGUGGCAGAGCAAGUGUAACUUUAAAGUACAGAAAAUACAUCAGAUUAAGUGAUUCUUUUAUAAUAUUUGACUUAUUUAACUUGAGUCCAGAAUUUCCAAAAUCGAAUUCUUGUUUUCCCCAAGUCCUCAUGGAUUUCAGAACAUUCCAGCUUUCUUCUAAUGAAAGUCAAUGACACCCGAUCCAUUCACCAAAUACAAUAAACAUACCAUAAAAUACAAAUAAAUAGGCACGAAAUGCAGAGGACUAUAAAUAAAGAGGAACUUGUGUUGCCAGUAUUAUUGCAGAGACUUCUCUAGGUGUUGAGAUUUAUGCACAUCACACUACAACAGACCAGAAGCAGAAAAACUGCGACCGUUUUAAUUCUCACACAGAGAAACACAGCACGCUGACAAAUGCACUUUUUCAUAAAUGUUGUUUAACACAUUUGUGUAGUUUGAAAUGAUGAUUAAAAAUGUGUUUUGACUUAAUUAUUUGUGUGUUAAUCUCAUCUCUGUGCCCUAUGCCUUUAUGCAGAAUAAUUUAUAGAUGCACUUUUGUGGUAAACUGAGCCUGGUAAUUCUGAUUAAUAAAUAUAUUUCACCUA